CCAAUACUAAAAAAAUAGAGAAAGCACUUUUUCAAAAUCUGCUAGCUAAAGAUUUUGCUGACAGUAAAAAGAUUAUCUUUUAUGAUAUCAGCUGACAGUGAAAUUAUUUGUGACCACGACUACAAAGAUUGUAGGGGCUUGGAACGGUGGGGGGUUUCUUAUUUUUUUUAGCAGAAAGGCAUGGCGAAAAGCAAGUCUAAUAAUGAUCGUAGUAAAUCUUACGAUAAUUUUUGCUAUGUAAAUGAGCGCCCUGUUGACGAUAUAUCAUUAGAAUUUUUCUAUAAACCUCAUACGAUCACUCUCUUAAGUGUGGCUGUGAUCGCCGUGAUACUCUCUGUUUUUUUACGUAAUGAUGACAAUCUUCAAGAUAACAUAUGGCAUGGUAUUUUAUGUAUUUGUUUCUUCUUCCUGAUUAUUAGCAUACUUGCCUUUCCAAAUGGUCCUUUUAUAAGACCUCAUCCAGCAAUAUGGAGAUUAGUGUUUGGUGUAAGUGUGAUAUACCUUCUUGGUUUGCUAUUUAUAUUGUUCCAAAGUUAUGAUACCAUCAAGAGUAUAAUGUACUGGUUUUACCCAGACCUCAUAGACUUCAGGAUUGACCUUGAAAAAGAAUAUGGAGUUAACUGUUCUGACAUCACUGUGGAGAGAGUUUGGAACCACAUUGAUGUUUUUGCCUUUGGUCAUUUGUUUGGAUGGGCAAUGAAAGCAUUACUUGUGAGGCAUUAUGGAAUAUGCUGGACUAUAAGCGUUACCUGGGAAAUCACUGAGGUUGUGUUUGCUCAUCUUCUUCCGAAUUUCAGUGAAUGUUGGUGGGAUGCCAUGAUUUUAGAUGUCCUCAUCUGUAAUGGUUUGGGCAUUUACCUGGGAAUGGUUGCAUGCCGCUACCUUGAAAAUGAAACCUACGAAUGGGAGAGCAUCAAAUCAAUUCCGAGUACUAAAGGAAAAAUUCGCCGGGCUGUUUUACAGUUUACUCCUGCCAGUUGGACUCAUGUGAGAUGGUUGGAUCCCAAUUGUACUUAUAUGAGAUUUUUUGCUGUAUAUCAAUUGGUAUUUUUUUGGCAGGUGACUGAGUUAAACACAUUUUUUCUUAAGCAUAUCUUUGAAAUUCCACCUGGUCAUCCGUUAACAGUUGGAAGGAUUGCUCUAAUAGGUCUAAUUGUUGCUCCAACAUUAAGACAGUACUACAGUUACGUUACUGAUCCUAGAUGUAAGCGAGUUGGUACUCAGUGCUGGGUGUUCGGGGCAAUAACUUUGACUGAAGCUAUCAUUUGGACCAAAUUUGGCCUUGAAUUGGUUGCUCGUACCCAAAUAAAGAAUAUCCUUGUGUGGUUGCUCAUUAUGGUUGGAAUGACAUUUGCUUGUUUGGCGUUUUGUGUAUAUUACUCAAGAAGGAAUCAAACUGUAGCAGCAGACUCUGAAACUUCUACAGAUUCUCCUUUGGCCUCUCCGGUUAAGGAAGCCAUCGUAAAACCCAAUCAUGCAUCCCACACUAAAGUCACUAGACGCAAGGGUAAAUCAAUCAAUGGACCUCCCCUCUUCAAGAAUUAAUGCCUUCUGUCCAAUUGUUCUUCACCAAAUCUUUUGCUAACUAUUGGCAAACUUUUUUUUUUAAUUGUACCUCACCAGAAAGUAUGUAAUUUGAAUUAAAUUGCAUACUUUUAGAUUUCUACUUGGCUACUGAAGUUAUACAAAAUUAUUUAAAAGAAUCUGGUAUUUAAAAACCUACUAGUUUCUUUUUCUUCCCUUAAAUAGUUAGAAAUUCAUUUUAUUUAUUCAUAUAAGUGUUUGUUAAUUUGUAUUACAAACAAGCAAUUCAUGUUACAAAAACACUAAGUUGUGCUUUGAGGAAAAUUAACUCUAAUAGAAGCCAUUUUAUACAGUUUUAAAAUGAUCUUGCCAUUUUAAGUGAUAGGAUAUGGACUUAUUAAUAACCCCUCCCCCCUUUUUUUUCUUCUUUGAUUUGAAUUUAUUGCUCAUAUCCAUCUAAUAUUAAAGCAGCCAAAUUCAGGCACAAUUUUUUUAGUCCUUUAUUUGAAAUGAAAAUGUUAUUUCUAUAUUGGGCUAUACUGAAAAUAAAAAAAAGGAGACUUUUAACUUCCAAAUUUGAAAAUUGCUGGGAAAAAAUCGUUAAAUAAUUCAGUGUAACUGAAAAUAAACUAAAAAAAAAACAACAGUUAGAAGUAUCUAUGUUAAAAUGCAUUCUGUAAUAAGCAGAAUAAAACAGUUACGUGUAAAGAAAUGAGUGGUAAAGAAAUUCCUUUGAGAAGUGACAUUUUAGAGGUACUUCAUUCACUUAGUUUUGCUAAAAUUGUAACUGUAAUGUACAAAAGUCACUUUCUGUCAAAAUUAAGUAAUCUUAAAGUCUGAAAGUGAUUAGACAGACUUGUAAUUGACAAACAGUAAAUACAGUUUGACCUGGCUGUAGUAGACUGUCUACGGCUCAGUGAUAAAUCUGCUAUAAAUGAUGAUUCACUCUAUCCAAAAUUCUUCAUAAAAUAAUUGUUAGUGUACUGCAGUCAUAUUGUUAAUUGUAGAGCGCAGUUUGUUUCAUGUAUUAUUUACUAAUUAAAUAUAUAAAGUUGCUCUACAACUUAGUUUCUGUACAGCAAAAUUUCUCCUAUGACUGAGUUAAUCAGAAUGUUAAAAAAAUAUUCACCUUGAAAUUGAUGUCAAAUAUUUUUAGAUGUUUAUCUUUUCAAUUUUAGUCAUUCUUUGAAUUUUCUUAAAACUUUUUAUUUUCAGCUUUUUAUUAAAAAAGUUUCUGUGCAACAAAUUUACUUUCCCAUUUGCCUGUUUUCGUAACAAUUUUUUAUUUUAGAAAAAUGUUUCAAAUGAAAUAUUCCUUUAUAAUAUCUUCAUUUUUAAUGAGAAACCAUAAUUAUGUAUUUUUCGCAUAGAUUAAACAACAAUUAUUUAAAUGCCUCCAAAGAGGAAAUUUGAGGUCACUCUAAAGGAACUAACCAGCCUUAAUAAAAUAACAUUGUUUAAUGAGCAAUUUAGAUGGAGCCAAUAAAAUUAUCUACCACAACUGAGUGUUCAUUAUAGUGGAUAUUUCCUUACUUUUAGAAUCUGUUGAUUUUGAAUUACAAAUAUAAAACACAUUUUGCACAUGAAUUGAUUGUAAAACAUAUUUAUUACAUGUUCAGCAUUAACACUCCCACCUAAUAAUCCUUCCUCCAGUGUUUUUUUUUCUUAAACUCAUAUUACCCAAUAGGAUUGUCUUUUAUUUUAUUUAUUUAUUUUUUUUGUUUCUAAAAUAUUGCACCAACUUACUAAAAAUUUUGAAAAAAAAAAUGAGUUAAUAUACUUUUAGGUAUUUAUAAAACCUAUUUUACAAUAAGUGUAUGGGUCUAUUAUUUUAGGAUAGAAAAUUAUAUGUUUUUUUUUUUUAUAAAUAUAUUUAAUAAUUGUUAAUUGUGUUAUAUAAUGGCUGUUAAGUGUUGUUAUUGUGAAGUUAUUAUUCAAAUAUUUUUUUUCAGUUGUUGAAAUAUUUUAAAUGAGUUGUUCACUGUUUGAGAAAGUGAAAAAUACUAUAUGUAAGUGAUUAUAAUUUAAUCAUACAUUUAGACAGUUAUCUAGGAAAUAUGUUACUCUCAUUUAAAGUUUUUUUUAUUGAUAGUUCCCUCUAUUUAUUUAUCUCUACCAAUAUGUCUCCUUAAUUUGUUUAUCAGCACAAUAAGUUUUUCACAUAGAAUUUUUGAUGUGUUAAAAAAAAUGUGUUAUGGAUUUUUUGGUAUGCAGUUAGUACUUGUUUGCAUUGUUUUUCAAAUAAUGUUCUUGUUAAUAAAUAGAGUGAUUUUAAUUAUAAUGCUGGGGUCAGUUAGGGCUCAUAUGAAGCACUCAAAAGAAAGGAGCUAAUGUGAAAUGUAAUGAAAAAAUUUGAUUAUGAAACUUUCUUGUAUCAAACUUUAAACCUUCAGCUCUCUGACAUGCAAAUGAUUUUGACAGAGUUUCUUUUAAAACAGAUUGCUGUGUGUUGUGAAUAGUAAAAACAAUCUAUGUGUUAAUUCUAGUCUAAGAUAACAAAAUGAGGAUUUUAAUGCGUGUAACAUAGUUUUAUUUUUUAUAAUUUCAUUUAUGACGCAUUCAGCAUAUUUGUUUUGUCUUCCUAGGGGGAAACCGAAACAAUGGGCAAUGUUUUUGUUUCAAUACUAAACAAUUAAGAAGAAAAAAACAGUGUCAGUUUUGUUUUAACCCUGACUGAUUCCAAGUUCCAAAUUCUACCCUCCCAUUAAAAUUACGUUUGUAGAGAAAGAUUUUAUUAUUAUUUCCUUGCUUAAAAAAUAAUAUAAACCAGUAAUUCCUAACCAGACAACCAAUUUGGUAAAAAAACAACGUUAUAUAUCUAUAUAUUACUGAAAGAUACAAGAAGAAUUUAAAAAAUAUUUUUUUAUAAAGAAAAUUAAUUUUUUGUAUUCAUUUGGCUGUCACAACUCUAAGAAAACUGAAAAACUUAACAACCUGCUCAUCUUGGUUGGCGACAGAGAGCUUUUGUGGGACUUCACCUCACACUAGAUCUUGCGCAUGUCAUAUUAGGAUUUUAAGAUUAUAACAGGCCUAGUGAAUCAUACCAAAAAAAACUGGUAUUAGACAACAAGACUCUAUAUUUUAGCUGAGACUCUCGGCCCAUUUUUGGGCUUCUGAUUAUGGGUUGGGAACCGC
This is a messenger RNA of Parasteatoda tepidariorum (common house spider), 4659 nucleotides long. RefSeq names its product phosphatidylserine synthase. Gene Ontology annotation, biological process: phosphatidylserine biosynthetic process. Lineage: Eukaryota; Metazoa; Arthropoda; Arachnida; Araneae; Theridiidae. The record is from RefSeq and is a predicted model, not a curated record. Gene Ontology annotation, molecular function: L-serine-phosphatidylethanolamine phosphatidyltransferase activity.